Molecule: messenger RNA, 1761 nt
Organism: Hyla sarda
Lineage: Eukaryota; Metazoa; Chordata; Amphibia; Anura; Hylidae
Exons: 11
Coding region: 87-941 (284 amino acids)
Source: RefSeq, a predicted model, not a curated record
GGGACAAUGGGCUUGUCCUGCUUUGCACAUGAUUUACUAGCUCCAUAGCAACCAGCCAUAAUGAAGCGGACAUUAACAGCAGCCAGAUGGACGAAGUACGUUUAAUACAGAGUUGGUCCAGGUACAAUAAUAAGAUUCAAGUCCUCCAACAGUCUCUUGGACUUCCAUUUUGGGAAACAUCAAAGUCAACAUUUCACAAGUCCGGCUUUCCAAAACCAAAUGACACCUCCACAAAAAUAUUGCACUCUGGCCAUCGGCACAAGACAGGAAGUGAGCUCCGGAGAGAGGUUCUCAAACAUUGUGGACCAUCUGCUUUUCAUACAAUGACAGAAAGCUACUCUAAAGACCCAGUACCUAGCUCUCCUCCAAUGCAAAAGGUACUUGACAAGGUUCUGAUCAGAAGAAGCAUUGAACAGGCACAUAGACAGAACGAUAGGGAUGAAGCUAUCAGGAAACUGGAAGCUGCCAAGGAACAUUUGAGGAAAGAGCUUAAGAAUUUGAAAGCACAGAAUGAGUUCUUUGGAAAUGGGGUGAAGUCAUCAGCGGCCACACCACUUGUCAUGGAGUUGGAGUUUUCUCCUAAUCUCAGAAAAGAGAAGCAGAGUCCAGCUGGAACUGACCUCCUAAAAGGUUUAUCUACGGAUGACUCUCUCCUGGAUGAAGUCGUAGAGAGAAUAAUGAGUGCAAACUUAUCACUUCAACCCCAAAAGAUGAAUUCUGGGAAAAAACGACAACUGCAGAGAAGAAAGUUAGAAGCUUCGAUGGAUCAUGCUGUUAUUCUUGUAGCAGAGGAAAUUAUCCUUGAGGUUACAUUUCACAUAACAAAGCAAUUGGCUGCAGAUGUUUUCAAAAGAACUAUGCUGAGCUCUGAGUUUGAAUCUCACUUUGAUUCUGAAAAGGUUCAAGGAUAUUUAAAGAGUACCAAUCCUUUACAAUUCUAAACAUGUACACAAGUCGUUUUUUUGAUGAACUGUUUUAAAGAAAGCAACAAGAAAUGACGCAUGAAACCACCGUAACGGAAAGUGGAAUAUGUUAGAAUAUCGAAUAGGGGACCAUAUUUAGACAAAAGCACAUCUUACUGUUCCAUCAGCACCAAUUCCCCAGUGCUCUCUGCUUCUUCCUGCUUCCAAUAACAUGCUAAAAGUGUAGAAACUGCCUGCUCAGACAGUCAUUGGCAAAAACAGCCUGCCUCAGCCAGUUCCUUCAGGGUUGGCAUGUCAUCUGAAGCAGUAAAAAGUCGAGAGCACUACAUACUGGGACCUGUCAGACCAGUAACGAUGGGGGAUCAGGCUAGGUGAGUAUGCUUUAUUUUUGUUAGUACCCAGGACCCUUUGUAAAAAAAAAAAAAAUGUCAUCACCAGAAACCCCCUUUAAUGUCUCACACUGUACUCCCUACCUGACAAUUCACAUGACAUUCUAUAUUCCCGCACACUGUACUAUAUUACAUUCCACUGUCAGCAGGGUUGGUAAUUCUGUAAAUUCUGCUGGCUGGAACUUCCCCUGCACAUGCAUAAUGAUCCACAAAUGUUGGGGUCAGCAGCAGGUCUUCUAAGAGCUGAAUUGCAGCAUAGACUGUAUCAGCUUCAUUACAGUAAUUUAUAACAUGUGACUGUAGAACCAGCCAAGACUGUAGGGUUUUCCAGCAUGCUGAAAUGUAUUUGUAAUGUACAAGCUACAGCAUUGGACUGAAAGCAAGUAUCACAUUAAAAUCGAAUGAAUUAUCUCCAUUGCCAGUGAGCUGUCAGUUCAUGUUUUCUUGUU